This is a messenger RNA of Hansenula ciferrii, 1014 nucleotides long. RefSeq names its product aldo/keto reductase family protein. Gene Ontology annotation, cellular component: cytoplasm. The transcript has a single exon. The coding region runs from base 1 to 1014 and encodes 337 amino acids. Lineage: Eukaryota; Fungi; Ascomycota; Saccharomycetes; Phaffomycetales; Wickerhamomycetaceae. The record is from RefSeq and is a predicted model, not a curated record.
AUGGCAUCUCAAUUGGUUUCAGAGCUCAACAAGACAAAAUUUGGUUUAGGAUUAAUGACCUUCACCAUCAACAAUCCACCACGUACCCAAGAUCAAUUCAAUGAAGUCGUCUUAGCUACAAUUAAAAAGAAUUUACCUGCCAAAACAUUCGUUAACGGUGGUGAAUUUUAUGGUCCAGAUGAUCUCAAUUUGAAAUAUAUCAAGUCAUUUGUUGAUACUCAUCCAGAACAAAGACAAAAUUUGAUCAUAUCAAUCAAAGGUGCUUUUGAUUUUGUUACUUUAAAACCAACUGGUGAUAAAAAAGGUAUUGAUAAGUCAAUUGACCACAUCUUGGAAUAUAUUCCAGAUUUGGAUACAUUUGAACAAGCAAGAAUAGACCCAACACUCCCAUUAGAAGAAAGUAUUGAUGCUUUAAACGAAGCUGUUGACCAAGGAAAGAUUAAAGGUAUUUCUUUCUCAGAAAUCAAUGAAAAAACUUUAGAAAAAGCUGCUAAACUUGUUAAAACUCCAAUUGUUUCAGUUGAAGUUGAAUUUUCCAUUUUCUCAAGAGACAUUUUAAAGAAAGGUGGUCUUGCUGAAAAAGCUGGUGCUUUAGGAGUUCCAAUUAUUGCUUAUAGUCCAUUAUCCAGAGGUUUGUUAACUGGUGAUAUCAAAAGCGCUGCUGAUGUUCCUAAAGAUAUGCGCUCUCAUUUGGAUCGUUUCACUGGUGAAAAUUUGGAACAUAAUUUGAAGAUUGUUGAAUACAUCCAACAAAAAGCUGAAGAAGCUGGAACUACAAUUGUUGAAUAUGCUUUAGCUUGGGUUAGAGCUUGGAGUGGAAGAACUGUUGAUGGUGUCAAAUAUGCAAAAAUUAUUGAUAUUCCAAGUACAAGUACCUUAAAAAGAGUUGAUCAAAACUUUUCUGAUUUUGUCUUAACUGAAGAACAAUUUGAUGAAGCUAAUAAGUUUUUGGAAACAGUCACUGUUAAAGGUAGAAGAUACAAUGAAGCUUUUGAAAAGUAUUUAGAUCUUUAA